Messenger RNA from Protopolystoma xenopodis, 1638 nucleotides. The record is from the annotation of a GenBank genome assembly. Lineage: Eukaryota; Metazoa; Platyhelminthes; Monogenea; Polystomatidea; Polystomatidae.
AUGCAUUGCAUCGGCUGUCGCCAGUUACUCGACUGUGAUUUCUUGCCCGGUGGGGCAGAGCAUCUGAGACGCCGGCUUCCCGAUGGCUUUCAGGUCGACCUCGAGUCCACUGAGGCUGUCUACCGUCUUGCCAAACAGAAAGUCGAGUCCACCGACACCGGCGAGUACGACUGCCGGUUCAGGUCCGAGCCCACUGGCGGUGAUGGCAAUAAUUCUGGAAAGUGUAUCGUUCGGCGUCUGUUUGUGAGGCCCGAUACUGACGUCGCUCUGUAUGUAUCACAAAACUCUCGCCUAACCUACGUUCAGGUGUCUCAACAGUCGUGGCCGUUGGUCUAUGAGGGUCAUGGAUUUCUACUCACUCAUCUCGACAAUGUCAUCAUCUACUGCUCCGGAUCACAUCCCCACGAGGCGUACUCCUUUACACUGACAGCUAGUUGGGCUGAGUGUUCUGCCUCCGGUCAACAGAUACAGACACAUUGGCUUCACUCGCGUCGUCUUGUUCUUGGCCCCAGACGCCUUCAUGCGUCAAUUCAACUCAUCCUUGUCGAGUUUCCGCCCCUUCCGAGACUCACAGAUCUCGCAGGUCACUUUGUUUGUGUCAAUUGCAGCCUCGACGAGUCGACGACGACGACGGCGACAGCGAUCGAGAGACUGGAACCGGAUUCGAACGCAGCCGAGAAAUAUCAUGGCCUCAGUUACCAGCUCCGUUUACCGGUGAUCGACUGGUCCAAGCGCCGAUUACGGGUCGAGCCCGUCAAAGGACGAGACGGUCGAGUUGAGGCUGUUCAACCUGGCGGCAGACUGCGCUGUACGGCUCGACUGGGGCCUAGUAACUGGCCGCCCGUCUCAACGGUCUGGGAACGAUUGCAACCAGAGCUUGGAGACGAUAUGUCGCCGGAUGAGUUGUUGAUCAACAAGGAAUUCAACUUCUCGGCUCUUGUACCAGAGGCACCCGGGCCACUGGAGGUGUCUUUGGACGCCUCAGAACUGGUGGUGCCGACUAACGAGGCCUUUCGUGGAUACAGUUUUCUUUACCGUUGCCGAUUAGUUGUGCCAUUUUCGAUAUCGUUGGACGGUACGGAAGAUGAGAUACCUGCGGUCAAGGCACAUCUCACGGUCGCCAUGUGCCGCAGUGCUCGAGUGAAUCUGCUUCUGCAAAACGGCAUUUGCUGGAACACUGUCUACGAGGGUUAUUUUGCUCGUUUUGUUGCCGCUUUCAUGCGUCGUCUCAUCCUAAGCUUGCCUGACUACCAAAAGACGGCUCGUGUUGGCCUCUUUAUCGGUGCACCGGAAUCGUUGAUCAGCAUUGAGGAGACAGCCUCGCAUCGGAUGCAACUUCGAACUCCGUUGUUGGUGAAUCACAAAAUAAGCCGAAAUGAAUUGGUGACUCGCAUUUUUCGCACAUCGGACUAUGCCAAUUGUGCUGGCUCGAGGUUGUAUCAGAUGAAAGCGGAUCAACUAGACCGACUGGCUGAGUCGGUAUCCACAAAUAACAAUUCAGCCGGCAGGACUAUUGUUAUCCUCUUCAGCCAAGGCGAUGAAGAACAGCAUGAGGUAUUGCUCAGGAAGUCGAAGAGCCUACGAAAUCGCGGGUUUCGGGUGCGUAAAUUAAUUGACCUUUCGAGACACACAUCAUAA